AUGAGCAGAGUUUCAACAGCAGCGCACGUAGCUCGUCGAGCAGCUCAGAAGGAGAAGGUUCAGAUCCUCUACAGGAAAGCCCUCAGAGACACUCUCAACUGCGCCGUCCACCGCCACCUCUUCUACCCAGAUGCUGAUGCCCCCCGCGAGAGGUUUGAAACCAACAAGCAUGUGGAAGAUCCUGACACCAUUGAUAGACUCAUAGCGAAUGCCGAAGCCACUUACAAUAUGUGGCGCCAUCCUGAUCUUUACAUUGUUCCUUGGGCCUCUGGUGGUUCUAAGUUUCACCGAAAUCCUAUUCACCUGCUGGGAUUGAGAUAGUAUACGACUAUGGAAAAGAGGAUAACGACUAAAAACUCAAAUGUUUUUCUGCACAAUAA
Malus domestica (apple) is the source of this 380-nucleotide messenger RNA. Lineage: Eukaryota; Viridiplantae; Streptophyta; Magnoliopsida; Rosales; Rosaceae. The record is from RefSeq and is a predicted model, not a curated record.